GCGUCACGACCAGAACCCAUGUAAAUCGAGUAGGGAGCUUCGAAAACCGAGGGAUCUGGACAUUAUUGAACUGCACUCAAGCAGCCAAAAGUAAUUCAACCUCGAGUCGCAACAUCGCCCUUUGCCAUAAGACAUUGAAGCGCUUCAGUUUGACUUCAUUCUGUUGGCACUAAUAUUCUAUUCUAUUGCGACAAUGCUUGACAAACUUGUCGGUCUCGCAAUGCUCUUGGUAGCUUCUGCUGUGUUCCUCUACUAUUCUAUCUGGACGCUUCUUAUGCCAUUCGUCGACCCCGAUCAACCAAUCCAACAGCUAUUCCCACCACGAGUAUGGGCCAUUCGCAUACCUGUUAUCAUCAUUUUACUUGGAUCAGCUCUUGUAGGAUCAUUCCUGAGCAUUGUCAUGAUCCGAAGCAACAGAAAGAAGGCAGCAAAGGCGAAGCUGCCAUCGAAGAAGAAGGCGUAAAUCGUCGCGCCUGAGGCUACGUAUCGACAGUUAUUGUACUACUACGACUGCACUGUUACAAAAUAUCUUGCUCUGGAGGAUAGAAAGCGGCGGCGGAGGAGACAAGGAAGAGCGCAGGAUCCCUCAAACACUGAUAGUGGUUGAGGCGCAACGGAGGAAGUGGUGUUGCGCAAAUCAUGCUCUCAAAGGCGCACCAGGUUGCUUGUGAUGGACAACGCUGGUUCAGGGAUAAAAUUACAAUAUCUAAUGAAUAUGUUUGAUUUCCAACUCAUUUUGGCUCUACCCUAUAUUCUAAUAUAACAGUAGAUAAUGUAUUUGUAAACAAGUCC
This is a messenger RNA of Pseudogymnoascus verrucosus, 792 nucleotides long. RefSeq lists its product as uncharacterized. Gene Ontology annotation, biological process: GPI anchor biosynthetic process. Bases 194 to 463 code for a protein of 89 amino acids. Gene Ontology annotation, cellular component: endoplasmic reticulum membrane; dolichol-phosphate-mannose synthase complex. The transcript has 3 exons. The record is from RefSeq and is a predicted model, not a curated record. Gene Ontology annotation, molecular function: enzyme regulator activity. NCBI's taxonomy places the organism in Eukaryota, Fungi, Ascomycota, Leotiomycetes, Thelebolales, Thelebolaceae.